AUGGCAUCGUUCAGUGUUGGGGACGUUCGUCCUGCUGGUGAACAUGAUGUUGCAACAUUUCGCAAUUUGAUGGAUGAUGACUCCAAAUGGCAUAAAGUAUUUGGAAAGAAAGAUACCACCGUAUAUAUAAAAGAGUCGGAAAAUUCUUCAAUUCAUAUGGUCAAAGUUAAAACGAAUGUGGCAGGACUGUCUGCAGCCGAUCUGUUUGAUACACUAAUGGAUCCAGAUUACAGAAGGGCGUGGGACAAAUACAUGGUGGAGGGUUACGACCUGUGCCUUGUUAGUCCAAAUACAGACAUUGGAUAUUAUCUUGUUAAGUCUUUUCCUCCAUUCAAGUACCGGGAUUCUGUGACUCUUCGAUCAUGGUUUAAAUUUGAAAAUGAGUAUAUUAUAAUGAAUCACUCCGUGUUCCACGCGGCUGCACCUCUUAGGAAACAGUAUAUUCGCGCAAUCUCAUAUUUAAGUGGAUACAUCGUUCGAAAGACCGGGCCCGAUUCCUGUUUCUUUGGUUUUGUAACCCAGUCGGAUCCACGAGGCAAGUUUCCCUCCUGGGCUGUCAACCGCGUGGCCCAAAUAAUCGCCCCCAAAACAGUCGCCAUGCUGAUAAAGGCAGCACGCGCGUACCCCGAAUGGAAAGCCAAGAACACUCCCACAAUGAAGCCCUGGAUAUUCCCUGAACAGAAUAAGCUGGCACCGCUGAACCUGUCAGACGUGUGCUCCGCUCCGGACGUGAAAAUCGACGCAACUGAUGAGGAGGAAGGAUGCCAGGUUACAGAUGUGGCCCCUCCGAUUGUACCCGACGACGCGAUUUCCGAACCCUGUGGUGGCGACAGCGACGGGCUUGUUGAGGAAGACACCGUGGCGAACAACGCGACGCCUGCAUCUUCCCCUGCACAAACUCCGAUUACGAUCGGUUGA
Molecule: messenger RNA, 918 nt
Organism: Mesocestoides corti
Lineage: Eukaryota; Metazoa; Platyhelminthes; Cestoda; Cyclophyllidea; Mesocestoididae
Source: the annotation of a GenBank genome assembly